GUUUGUCGCGCAUGCUAGCUGCUCGUUGCUUUUCUAAAUCGCCGUCACAUUCCGCUCUUACGAACAAUACCAGGGCGUACGCACGUUUUCCUUUGCUGAACCAUCACCUGUUCCGCUUGCCACCCACCAAAAACGGGAUCUACCCUCAGAAAAACAUGAAGCAAAGCGAUUCCAAUCAAAUAUCCCUAACAACUAUGCAAUAUGUCAUUGAUAAGAUUGGACUGGUAAUCGAAAUAAUAUCCGACGAUAUAUAUAGACUCAAAUCUCGCCAGAGUCUCGCCCUUGAGAUCCAUACUCCGCUUGUAAAACUGUUCUUAUUGUACAGACAUCGUUCUGGAUAUCUUAUACCCUAUCUGAGUUAAAAAAAAAAACAUCCUUGAAGAGUUUUGUACACUGAAAAGCUACGAUUUGACACGACAUUCACUUCCGACGGAUAUCUUUGUACAGACAAACCAUUUGCGAUGGGUUGCGGAAGUUCCAAAAAUGCCAAAGGGGCUGUUGUGACGACUGGCGUCACAGUUCCAGCUGCCCAUGCCGCAACUACUGUUGGAGCUGCUGAUGCUACUAGAGCGGUACCCGUCGGCAAGGGUAAGACGCCAGCUACCGGAGUUCAGCAAGCUAGUAAAGAGCAGGUUCCGGCCCCGGUUACUUCAACGACUGCUGUAAAAGUUGCGGAGGCCUCUGCACCGCUUGAUGACAAGAAGGGCCUGAGCAAUCAAAUUGCGAACCAGGUUGCAGCUUCUGGUGAUGCCAAAGGCAAAGAGACAUCAACCUCCGCCUUGGCUCAGUCUAUCAGCGUUGCCAUCAGUAAGCAGCUUUCGGCUUCUGAGAACCAAUUGGCAAAACCGGACACUGCACCCAAGGAUAAGCAGGCUAUUCUCAAGCAACUUACUGCCUCUGCGGAGAAGCUCAAUAAAAAGGAAAACAGCAAAUCUGGCAGCAAGUCUGGCAGCAAAGCAUCACUUGCUCCUACCCGCGCUUCCCAAACUAUUGCUCAAGCGAUCAGCACAGGUAUCGCUCAACAACUCUCCGCAUCUGCUGGAGAAAUCUCCGACAAACCCCAACAAAAUACGGUAGCAAAGUCGCUUCAGAAUGUUGUAGCAAGCGAACACGCUGGUGUGAAACCCGAGCAGGUCGACGUCAAAAGCAUUGAAGUAACGACCGAAAUCCACCAUGGGGCUGGUGGACAACCGGCUACGGUCCAUGCUUCAGUGGUGGCUGUUUCGGACGUUCCGGUUACUAAAUCAGCAUCUAUUAAUGCCCUUCAGCAGCAUGACAAGGACAAGGCAAAGUCGCAUUCGUCGAUUGCUCCGGUCAAAAAGGCAGCGUCCGUCAAAAGCCUUAAAGGCGAGGAAGGUGUAGUGAAGAAAAGUCAUACAAGCUUGGCGCAAGACGUCAAGAAGAGCCAUGCGAGCGUUGCGGAAAAAGAAGAUCAUUUAUCACCUGCUGCCCGCAAAAGUCUUGAACAGCUCAAUGCUGAGCUAGCUGAAAUGAAAAAGGGCUCCUCAAAGCAUAGCGUGCAAACGGGUGCGUCUCAGAGUAGCUUGAAAGGCAACGAAACCGCCAAGAGCAACCAAAACCUCUCAGAAGCGACACAUCAAAAUGAAGCAAAGAAGUCAACUGAACAGCUUAACGCCGAGCUAAAGAAGAAUCCGUCUCAAGCAAGCUUGAAAAAGAGCGACUCUCGUAAAAGCAUUACCGUUUUAGUCAAGAAAAACGGAUCCAGAUCUAGCCUCCUCGCAGAAUCCAAGAAAAGCCAUGAACAUCUCGCCAACGACGAAAAAGAAAAAUCAAAGGACGAGCUUUCUCCUGGCGCUAAAAAAAGUCUCGAACAGCUUAACGAUCAACUCGCUCUUGAACGCAAUUUGUCAAAAGAAAAGGCAGCCAGCGUCCAGCUUGAUGGAAGCCAAGUUAAGAAAGAAGUCAAGAAGAGCACCGAAAAUCUCAAAAGCAGUCUAAACAACUUGGUGCACCACGAGAAAAAGGAACACCACGUCAACGCCGCUGCGGAACGCAGUUUACAUGAAUUGAACAAGGAAUUGGAACAAGAGAAGCACCAACACAAGAGCAAGGAGCACCUAAACCAGCCUGAGCAGGUCAAUGAUGAUGCGGUCGCUGUUGCCGUUGCACCAGUGGAAGGACACAAACAUAGCACAGAGACAGAGUUGAGUGAACAUCAUCACCGUAGCCUGAAAGACCUUGCAGGGGAGGUCAAAGCAAGCCUCAAGAAUCUCGUGGACCAGGAAUCCUCAUCUGUGGUUGUUGCCCCAGCUGUCGUUCCAGAAACACAGCAACCUCCACUUGAAAAACAAGAAGAUCAUCACCGCAGCGUUAAAGAGCUUGCCGCGGAUGCAAAGCACAGCCUUCAAAACCUUGUUGGCAGCAAGAACAAGCUGAAUGAACCUGAAGUAAAGGCUCAUGAACCUGUUGCCGUGUCAGAAAACAACGAGACAAUCCGCCACCGAAGCGUUCAUGAGCUCGCCGCUGAUGUGAAGAACAGUGUUCAUAACCUUGUUGGCAGCAGAAACAAACUUAACGAAUCAGAGGGAAAAGAUACCGAACCUGUUGUCCCCGCCGCAAACACUAACAGAAUCGGUGGAAGCAAGGACCAGCUAAAUGAAUCCGCUCCCCUCGUCCCACCUUCAACUUCAACCGUCCCUGAUAUCCCAAGCAAUGCUCUCGACAAUUCCGAGCACCACCAUCGCAGUAUCAAGGAACUUGCCACCGAUAUCAAGCACAGCGCACAAAACCUUGCCCACAGCCACAGCAAGAGCAAGGAGCCUUUGGUAGAGUCCACCGUUCAGCCCGCGGAGGAACUCAGCCCGAUUCACGAAAAAGAGUCACAUCACCGGAGUUUGAAAGAACUUGCCAGCAGUGCAAAGCAAAGCCUACAGAACCUUGUUGGAAGCAAGAGUAGGGAACACCUUGCUGAGCAUCCUCCUGCGGACCAAGUGGAGCCGCAAGUUCCUACGGCCUCCCGUAAUGACCUUACCAGUCAAAACACCAUCAAUGAGCAUCUCAAACAAUCCUACCAGCAGCAAGAAGAGUGGGAAAAGAACAGAUCCACUCCAGCACUCAACAAGAGCAGCUCAAAACGUAGUUUGAAAGAGGUCGCUUCGGAAACCAAACAAAGUGUCAAGAAUCUCCUUCACAUCGGCCACAAGGAAGCACAGCCAGAGUCCGUCAGUACUGUUACAACGACCGUUGUCGCCGACGGUGAUGUCGGUGUCGUUUCGGUUGUCAGCCCAGAAGAGGUUAUCACCGUAGAAUCCGGAGAAAACCGCGCCGUCCACAUUCCAAAACAAACCCAUGAAGAAGAUGUCGAAUCUGUUGCUCAGCGCAAGAAAGCCGAAAGAAGGGCUUCAAAAACAGCGCAAAAGUCUGAAGCUCCACAAAAGACUGAACAAGGCCCAAUUCGAAUGAUCACAUACUCUCCAUCCCAACAGAAAUUGCAGGAUCUCGAAAAGGAAGCGGCGGCAGCGACACCUUCACUUGAAACCCAUGUAGAAGUCGAUGUUUCCAAGCAUUCACCGUUAGAGCCGGAACCACAAGAAAAACACGCAGAUCACAAAAAGAGCAUCCGUGACCUUGCAAACGAUGCAAAGAAAUCCAUUCAGAACCUCAUGCACAUCGGCUCUCACCAUAAAACGGAGGAACAACAAUCUGUCAAUGUCACUGGAACUGUGGAUGUCACUCCAUCUGAAGCGGUGGCUGAUCCUGCUGUUCGUCACUCUGCUGAGAAUCUAGCCAAAGAUGUCAACAAAGAAAUUCGUGCAUCUGCUCACCAACUAGAGAAAGCGGUUGAAAAGUCUAGUACAGCUGACGUUCAUGUCUCUUCUACAGCGUUGAACAAGGCACCCGUUGCUGGGUCGACCAAAAACAUUGCCAAGGACGUUGUUGGACACGCUGAAACUCAAGCUGAGACGCAGAUCAAUGCACAGAACAAGUCGUCCCGUCCGACAAGCCCAAAAGAAAAGACGUCUAGACCGUCCUCUCCUCCCAAGAAGGCUGUGUCACGGCCUUCUAGCCCUCCCAAGGCCACAAGUCCUAAAGGCUCUACAGCUGCCUUGAAUAAGAACACCAGUCCAAAAGCUUCAAGCAACGCGCUUCACAAGGCUCCCAGCACGACCGUCAAGAACUCCAAAGGAUCAACAGCGGCAUUGAACAGUGGACGACCCCGCAGCCCUCCCAGGCGUUCGAACGAGAGUCUCACCAAGAGCCAUACCAGUCCCAAAGGAUCCUCUCAGUACAUUGCCACCAGCGCAUCCAAGGGAUCGACCGGCUCUCUUGCCCGAUCCACCAAUGUAAAAGGAUCGGCACCUGUACUGGCGCAUGCAACAAAGGGAUCGACUCAAGUCCUAGCCGCGACCUCUGCCAAGGGAUCUACAGUAGCCAUUUCCCAGUCGACUCAAUCCUUGGUGAAAGGGGCCGCGACACACAAGUCAGCUGCAGCUGUGGCUACGGGCUCUCGUGGAAACUUGACAGGUGCGACUUCGUCACCAUCGGUGCGUCAGGAUGGACCUGUGGUAAUGAGGACGGGUUCGGCUGGGUCUCGGAAGGGAAGGACUGAACAUAAAUCAAACGAACGCCUUCGUAGUGAAUCCCCCAGCAUGCGGCACAUCCUCGCUUGAGGUAGCAUGUGCGAUGCAGUGGUGUUAUAGAGCGCUAUUUCGAGUGUGAUUGGGAAAGAAUUAGCCUGUUUAUAUUCCGUAUAUCGGAUUGAGCGGUUUCAAACCUUUGUUAUUUUUGCGUUUUUCAAACAUGAAAAGAAUUGCUUAAUUG
Spizellomyces punctatus DAOM BR117 is the source of this 4782-nucleotide messenger RNA. RefSeq lists its product as uncharacterized. The record is from RefSeq and is a predicted model, not a curated record. The coding region runs from base 462 to 4631 and encodes 1389 amino acids. Lineage: Eukaryota; Fungi; Chytridiomycota; Chytridiomycetes; Spizellomycetales; Spizellomycetaceae. The transcript is spliced from 3 exons.